Cynoglossus semilaevis (tongue sole) is the source of this 3889-nucleotide messenger RNA. RefSeq names its product desmocollin 2 like (gene dsc2l). Gene Ontology annotation, cellular component: plasma membrane; adherens junction; catenin complex. Gene Ontology annotation, biological process: cell-cell adhesion mediated by cadherin; cell morphogenesis; homophilic cell-cell adhesion. Lineage: Eukaryota; Metazoa; Chordata; Actinopteri; Pleuronectiformes; Cynoglossidae. The record is from RefSeq and is a predicted model, not a curated record. Gene Ontology annotation, molecular function: calcium ion binding; beta-catenin binding; cadherin binding. The transcript is spliced from 16 exons. The coding region runs from base 317 to 2980 and encodes 887 amino acids.
UUGAAAGUCUUUGACGUGUUCAGUAAGACGGCUGAUCAACGCCGAGGCACAGCCGACCUAAGGUGCUUCUUUGGGCUGUCACAGCCUGGGUGGGGCAAUUUAAGGUGUGUCCGUCCGAUUAGUCACGGCAGCAAUACGGGCUGUCUGUGCUCGCCCAGGGCAUACAUGCAGGUGUAGGUUCAUCUUUCCUGUUUUCUGGUCGUUCUUGUUGUUUUUGAACGGAGAUAGCACAGGCUCCUCAACUGUCACUUUUCCUGACUGAUUCACCUCCACUGUAGCCCGGACUCCUGCCUGGGACGGCAAGGAACUGCCAGAAAUGGCGAAUAUUUUCGUUUUCGCUUUAAGUUUUAUGCUGAGUCUGCUCCGUGUGGAGCCGUGUUUUAUCCCGGACUCUCUGUAUCUGCUGGUGCCGCAGCAAAUUCAGCCAGACUUUGAACUAACUAAAGUGGGAACCGCAAACUGCGACAGUAAAACAUUGCGGCUGACUUUGUCUGAUGAAAGUUUUGAAUUUAACAAUGGAAGAAUAGUAGCCGUGACGGACGUGUAUGUUGGAGCAGGAGGGCGGACAUUUUAUGUGCGGGCAGAGGACGGUAGUGGACCGCAGAGUGAGAUGGAAGUUCACCUUAUCCACAGCACACUGCAGAAGCCAAAGCCUAAAGAGGGGCUCCUGAAGCGCACCAAAAGAAGGUGGAGCCCUCCACCCUUCAACAUCUUGGAGAAUGACCCCGGACCUUAUCCAAAAGAGAUUGAGAGGAUUGUGUCAGAUUCUUCUGCCACACAUGAUGUGUACUACACCUUCAGUGGACCAGGUUUCAAUGAGCACCCGGUUGGUGUCUUCAGCCUGGACAAAGACAGUGGGAUGUUGAAAGUUCAUCAAACAGUCGAUCGUGAGAUGUUCCCAAACUUUACACUGACGACCAAAGUGUUUGACAAGCACACAAUGCAACCCACAGACUCGCCUCUGCCCAUCCAGAUCAUAGUGGAUGAUGUGAACGACAAUGCUCCAGAAUUUAAAAGUGCCCUUCAGUUCAGUGUGCUGGAGCACAGCAAAUCAGGGACAUCUGUGGGCAAGGUGGAAGCUACAGACAGAGACCAAGAAGGAACUACACACGUCAAGAUUAAAUAUUCUCUCCUGACGGGUUCUGAUAAGUUUUCCAUUAACCCAGUAACUGGCGUGAUCACCACAUUAGUCGGCAACCUGGACAGAGAGGUUAAAGACAAGCAGUUGGUGACAGUAGAGAUUAAGGAUAUGAAUGGUGCCCCCAUUGGUCUAUCAAACACCGGGACAGCGACCAUUACAAUAGGGGACAUUAACGACAACCCUCCAACUUUUACCAAAGCAUCUUACAACGCCAAUGUCAAAGAAAAUGAACAGGACAAACUCAUCCUCCACAUCCCAGUGGAGGACAAGGAUUUAAUCAACACUCCAAACUGGAAGUCAAAGUUCAUCAUCACCAAAGGAAAUGAAAAUGGGAUUUUCAGGAUUGAUACUGAUCCAAAAACCAAUGAGGGUCUUCUGUAUGUUGUCAAGCCCUUGAACUUUGAGAAGAACAAAAACGUGAAGCUGGAGGUAAUGGCACGUAACGAAGCUGACCUGAGCAACACCGAUGCCAAAUGGCAGACUGUCCCUGUGGACAUCAGCGUCACUGACAUUGAUGAAGGUCCAGAGUUUAGCGCUCCCACUGUUCGCUUCACAGUCAAAGAAAACACCCCCAACGGUACACUGAUAGGAAGCUACACAGCCACAGAUCCUGAAACCAAGAGCAGUGAUGGCAUCAAGUACUACAAGUCUACAGACCCAGCUGCCUGGAUCAAUGUUGACAAGAAUACAGGAGAGCUGAGGGUGGCAAAUACAAUUGACAAGGAGUCACAUUUUGUCCAGAAUGGGAUUUACAACAUAACAAUGAAAGCUGUCGAUGUCACCUCUAAAACAGGCACAGGAACCGUCAUUAUUCAAGUGGAGGACGUCAACGACAACGUGCCGACGCUACCCACCGGCGAACGGGUGAUCUGUGAGAAGGAUGGAGAGUUGGGCUCUGUGUACGUUGUGGCUGAAGACAAAGACGAGUCGCCAUUUUCUUCACCUUUCAGUUUCAAUUUGCCGAAGGACAAUGAUGGAAAAUGGACGAUGGCAACCUAUAAUGCCACAACAGGCAUCUUGAAGCAGAUCAAAGAGCUCCCGAGGGGGAUCUACCAGGUUCCUGUUGAUGUUACGGAUCUACAGGGUUUUGGUAAAACACAGACAGUGACAGUCAGAAUUUGCCAGUGCAGAAAUGGCAUCUGUUUGGCCAAGGACCGCUCCGUAACAUUAGGAGGACUUGCUGUACUGGCUAUGUUGUUACCUCUGCUUCUGCUCCUACUGCUCUGUUUACUCCUUGCUUUCAUCUGUGUGACAAAGAGGGAAAAGCGAGAAAUUGAGGACACAGGAGACAGUGGUGGAAUUUUGCUCCAAUCAAACACUGAGGGGAAAGGAGAUGAAGUGGAUGCCAGCCUCAUCAUUGUCCCUACCUCUGGAGUAGACAUAGACCUAACAAAGGGUUCAGUCAAGGACCUGAAUACAGGAUAUAUCAAGGGGAGUAUGGGCACCAUGGGAGGCCACAAUAUACACGAAAGCUGGAGAUACAAGUCCAAUGAAAUUGACUCUGGCCAGUUUGAUCAGAAUGGAAAACUUGGCGGUCAUUAUGGCCAUCUUGUUAACAGUGGCGUGAGCGCCGACAGCCGAUAUGUCCAAGACGCUUCUUUUCUCCACAAUUGGCAGACAAACGGACGCUAUCUCCACAAGAAACUGGAUUACUUUGUAUCAGAGGAGGAUGGACGCUACGCUGACGACAUCAUCCACUCCUAUGGGUUUGAAGGGGCCGGCUCGGCGGCUGGCUCCGUCGGUUGCUGCAGUGAAUUCGGCGACAACGAAAAUCUCGACUUCCUCAACGCACUCGGACCAAAAUUCAAAACUCUUGCAGAUGUGUGCAAAAAAACAUGAACAAUGAAGCAUUGAAAUUAAGUUUUACUCUUCACUGUCCAACACAUGGCCAGACCUAGGAUUUAAAAAUUGAAUAUACCCCUGAACACAAAUUGAGAAAAUGAGAUCCUGCAGGUGGCGGUGUUUUGUGCCCACACUGCCCAGAUUUUGCUUGAUAUUUUUAAUGUUUUUCCAGGCUCUUUUUCUUAAUGGUAAAAAGUCUUUUGCACUGAAAACUCUGAUGUACAUAUUCUACGUUGUUUAAUACACUUUAACACCAUGCUUGCGUUUAAAGUGUUUGCGUUCAUGAAGGUUUUAUUGAUACUUGCAGUGGAGGGCUGCUGGGGUUUUCUAUCGGUUAGUAACAAAUUUGGGUAUUUUGGUUUAUACUAAUAUAGUGCUCGGAGUAAACGAUACAGUGUUCUUUACUGGCUGCAUGUUUGCUCUGGCUGCAUGUUUGCUCUCUUGAAUAGUUUUGAUAAUUUCUUUUAUAAGAAAAAUACAUUAGGAUAAUGCACUUCUAAGUAUUAAACCUGAUUAUAAUGAUUUUACACAUCAUUUUAUAACUCAGGUAUUGUUCUGCAUAACUAGUAACAAAAGUAAGGUUGACUGACUUCAACUGCUUUUUCAACACAUCCAGGAAAUAUUUGCGCAAAUACAUUCCAGCACGGCCCACAGCAAGCAACAGGGCGUUGUCUCAGGCUUCACUGUCAGGGUGGUUAUAGCUGAAUUCUGACAGUAAUCCAACAAAAGUCCAUACAUGGGCGUGUAUGGGAGGAAUGGAACAGACAUUGUGACUCAAUCAACUGCUGCAAAGAAAUUCAACCAGUUCAGACAAAUGUCUCCUGAAUGCGAGCAGACAUUCACAUAUGAUGUCAGCUGUUAAAACCUGUAAUGCAUUGUCAUUAAAGAAUGUCUCUGGUGACUUCA